AUAUUCGACGGAAAGAUGUGGCAACACUGUAACUUUUGACAGAGAUGUUAGAUCGAGUAACGACGUAGCGCGUUUGAAGCGUCAGUCGAAGGAAAUUUGUGCCAUGGAACAGUACACGCCACGCGAACGCUCUCAGAUUGUUGAAAUUUACAUUCAACAAAACAAGUCAAUUGUCGAAAUGGGAAACUGACUUGAAUGGCCACCGCGUUCACCAGAUUUAACGGCUCCAGACUUCUUUCUGUGGGGCUAUUUGAAAUCAAAGGUUUAUGUCAACAAGCCAAGGACCCUAGACGAACUUAAGACCAACAUCCGACAGGAAAUAGCCGCCAUAUCGGCCGAAACAUUGUUCAAAACGAUGGAAAACGCUGCAAAACGGGCACUACUCGCCAUGCAGGCUCAAGGCGAUCAUUUAAGAGAUAUCAUAUUCAACAAAUAAUGUACACAAAUCUCCUUGAACC
Messenger RNA from Trachymyrmex septentrionalis, 458 nucleotides. RefSeq lists its product as uncharacterized. The record is from RefSeq and is a predicted model, not a curated record. Gene Ontology annotation, molecular function: nucleic acid binding. Lineage: Eukaryota; Metazoa; Arthropoda; Insecta; Hymenoptera; Formicidae.